GCUCCUUGCUCCUUGCUGCUGGCUCCCGUGUUGUCAGGUGGACGCCCGAAAUAAGUGGGGUGUAUGCAUUUACUAUUGCAGGAUUCUAAUCGACCUAAUAGUGACAGCAAGCAGCCAACAUGAGCAUGGUGGGGCGCAAGGUGGAGCUGGAGAGGAAGAAGGCACGCCUCUUGGCUCUCCGUGAGGAAAAGGAGAGGCGCAGGCAGGAGAGGGAGCAGGCGCUGGCCAGCAGGGUGCGCCUCACUGGACCGGCCAGCGACGCCGACCUGGCCUCCAUCGACAACGUGCUGAUCGCCGAGGGUGUCGAGCCCAUCUCAGGCAUCAGUGACAGUCCGGCGAGCUCCCUCCAAGCAUCCGAAGCCGGUUCAGUGCCCAGCUCCUGCCAGCCGCAGCCAGGCACCACCCCGGCCACCAUCAAGAAGAAGCCGCCCGACCUGUCUGUGGUGCAGGUGCACUCCACCAGCAUCCCGCCGCGCGAGAGCGUCACGUACGCCAAGCAGACGCAGACGGCAGCCAGCGGGCCGGAGCAGCACGCUCGCGGCAUUGACUACUAUGUGCUGACGUACGACGAGCCGCACGGUGAGGAGGAGGAAGCGAGCCUGACGGGCCUGGAGGGGCGCCGGCUGCCGCCAGGCAUCCUGCACCACGGCAUGCCGACUGUGACGGACGUGAAGCCGGCCAGCGUGCAGCCGGCGCCGGCCGACCGGACGCCGCCGCCGCCCGCCCGACCCGAACCACGUGAGCUGAGCGAGGAGCAGAAGCAGCUGAUGAUGAUGUCGACGGAGUUCGCCGAGUUCUUCAGCCGACAGUCGCGGGUGAUGGAGCGGGUGCUGCACGAAGAAGCCGACGUGUUCACCGACUACAGCCGGGACUUCGAUGACGACGGCCUCCUGGACGAGAAGUCUGGCCAGCGUCUGGCGGCGAGCCGGGUAUUCUCGGACGAGCGCUGGUCCCACAACCGGACCGUCACCUCACUCGACUGGUCUCCGCAGUUCCCCGAGCUGCUGGCCGCCAGCUACAACAAUAACGAGGCGGCGCCGCACGACCCGGACGGCGUGUGCCUGGUGUGGAACACCAAGUUCAAGAAGACGACGCCCGAGUACGUGUUCCACUGCCAGUCGGCGCUGACCAGCGUCACGUUCGCCCGAUUCCACCCGAACCUGCUGCUGGGCGGCACGUACUCGGGCCAGAUCGUGCUCUGGGACAACCGCGUGCAGCGACGCACGCCCGUGCAGCGCUCGCCGCUCUCCACGGCUGGGCACACGCACCCCGUCUACUGCAUGCGCGUGGUGGGCACGCAGAACGCGCACAACCUCAUCUCGAUCUCGACGGACGGCAAGCUGUGCAGCUGGAGCCUGGACAUGCUGUCGCAGCCGCAGGAGAAGCUGGAACUGCAGUUCAAACAGGGCCGGCCCGUGCCCGUCACCGGCCUCACCUUCCCGCAAGGCGAGGUCAACAACUUCGUCAUGGGCAGCGAGGACGGCAAUCUCUACACGGGGUGUCGUCACGGCAGCCGGGCCGGCGUGCAGGACGUGUACCAGGGCCACUUCGGCCCGGUGACGGGCGUCAGCGCGCACGCGGCGCCCGGCCCGCUCGACUUCGCCCAUCUCUUCGUCAGUUCUUCCAUCGACUGGUCCAUCAAGCUGUGGAGCGCCAAGGAGCCGCGACCACUAUACUCGUUCGAGGACAACAGCGACUACGUGUACGACGUGGCCUGGUCGCCGUUGCACCCGGCGCUGUUCGCCGCCGCCGACGGCGCCGGCCGGCUCGACAUCUGGCACCUGAACACGGACACCGAGGUGCCGGCCGCCAGUGCGCUGGUGGACGGCGGCGCGGCCGCACUCAACCGUGUCUCAUGGACGCCGUCGGGCCUGCAGCUGGUGGCCGGCGACGAGCGCGGCCGCGUCUGGCUGUACGACGUGGGCGAGCAGCUGGCGCAACCGCGCCCCGACGAUUGGAGUCGCCUGGCGCACACGCUGCACGAGAUGCGCUCUAACGCCGCCGACCUGGACGGCGACCUGGCGCGGCUGGGCACGCCCACUCACUAGCACGCCGCUCCGGUCAG
Pollicipes pollicipes is the source of this 2065-nucleotide messenger RNA. Its product is annotated as cytoplasmic dynein 1 intermediate chain. The record is from RefSeq and is a predicted model, not a curated record. The coding region runs from base 120 to 2048 and encodes 642 amino acids. Gene Ontology annotation, molecular function: dynein heavy chain binding; dynein light chain binding. NCBI's taxonomy places the organism in Eukaryota, Metazoa, Arthropoda, Thecostraca, Pollicipedomorpha, Pollicipedidae. The transcript is spliced from 14 exons. Gene Ontology annotation, biological process: transport along microtubule. Gene Ontology annotation, cellular component: cytoplasmic dynein complex.